Molecule: messenger RNA, 1689 nt
Organism: Brugia pahangi
Lineage: Eukaryota; Metazoa; Nematoda; Chromadorea; Rhabditida; Onchocercidae
Source: the annotation of a GenBank genome assembly
AUGGCUGGACGAUUUCACAGUUUUGAUCCAUUAUCACCAUCUGUACUAUCACCCACAAUUGAUAAUCAAAAACAACAACAAUUAAGCUCUUUCAAUGCGGAACCACUGGAACAUCGGAAAUAUCAGACCUCAUCUGAAUCCAUAACACAGUGGUUUCAACAUAUUAUUUUCCUACGGAUUUUGAAGGCUAUUAUUUGCCUUGGACUAUAUUGCAUUCCAGUAUAUUUUAUUGCUGCAUGCAUUUUGCAGAUCUCUCUUUUGCAUCCUUUCCAAGCAGCUUUAGAUUGUUUCUCGUUGUUAUUUUCAUUUCGAAGUAUCCUGUAUUCAUUCCUCUUUACUAUUUUUGGUGCAAUUCAUGCUGCCCUGUUUGCAUUCUUCGUGUUACGUUUUGAUAGUGAAGACAGGCUGUCUUAUAAAUCCUUAAGAGCAUGGCUGAUUUAUUUUGGAUCGUUGAAUACUGCGCUCUCACAAAUUAUUUGCCUCUCAGUUGGUUCCAAUUCUCCUGAAAUUACGAGGUUUUUCAUCUAUUCACUGGUUACUACCCAGGCCGUUAUUACCUUUCAUGAAGUUUUUCAUAGAAAUUAUCGAUUAGUAUUUCCAGUUAUUGAGAUGCGACCGUAUAUGCAAUUCAAUUUCGUUUUAACACCAGCAAUUAAAAAUAUUUUGGACACAAAGUGUUCUCAAAUCCUGAAAUGGACUGCAUUUUUUAUAGUAGCUUGUGGCUUACCAUUAUUUGGUUUUUCAUUGCUACGUAAUCUUUUCGGCAUCUCUUUAUACUUUAACGCUUUGGUACUGUUAUUGGUUCACUUCUUCCUGCAUCAUAUUGCUAUAGGAUUGAUCAAAGUUUUCAUUCUUCAGAAUUAUGAAUUCUCCAUGCCACCACCUCAUGCUGUAUUAAAUCCGACACCAGAGGAACAGAGGACAUUGAUGAAUGCUCUUGAAUCUAAUGGCAUUAUAAAGGCUUUUGCAUUUUGGGAUUUACGUUCAUUAAGUGCUGCAUGUCAUCGUCGCCGUCAAAUUAUUUUUUCAUUAAGUCAGCCAGGUGGUCAUCCUCGGAACUGGAGAGCUAUAAAACUGUCUUGUCUGCGACACAUAGAGCAUCUUAGUUUGCUGUUUGAAAAUGAAAAUGACCGAAUCCGAUCUGAAACAUUUGCAAGUGUGACUGCUCCCUUAUUACCAUCAUCUGGCCAUAAUCGCCCAGCUAUUUUAGGUCAAAUGGCAUGGCAAAAAGAUGGUCUUCGUCAACGUUUAAUGCCUAUAAAUUUGCGGAAAGAAAGCAAAGAUCCUUUUCAUGCUAAUACAUUCUCAUAUUUUCUGGAUAAAUUUAAAUCUCUCAUUCAUAUCAGUCAUCAUAUUGUUUCAUUCUUCGACGUCUAUAUCGGUAUUCUUGCUAUAGAAAGUGUUUCGGCACUUAUUUGCGUAUCAUUAAAUGAGGAUCGUUUCGGUGUGGUACAAAAAGAUUUACACGAAAUAGUAUUGGUAUUGCUUCAGUUUUGUAGUCAUCUCGAAAGAUAUAUGCGAUCCGUUAAAAAGGACAAAGAAUGGCAAAACAAAACCUGUUCACCUCUUCUCACUUCAAUUACCAUGGCAUUGAGUCGUAUGCGCUUCACAUUCCCUGAAGGUUCAAUAUCCAAACUACUAAGUGUCCAAGAAGCAACUUAUUUCGAGAAACUGACGUCGUUUGAUUAG